UUUGAUUCCCGCCACUGAACAUAUGUCACUCAAUCAGUGGUUAUAAGAAAUACCGGAUUGAUUACACUAGUUUAAUAUGAAAACAUGAGUGCAAUACUGUGUUUCUGUAUGAGAAAAAUUACUAAUCAUAUGAUUAGAAUUUAAAUUUAAGUGUAUUUAAAACACAAAAAUAUCACGUGUGUUUAAUUGAAAUGUUUAAAACACUGGGGACCUUUCAUGCAAUUUCUGUAUAAAGCAUAACAGAACCAGAACCCUAAUCCCUAACCAGUCAGUUAGCCGUGUGUCUGUUAAAGUCCUCUCCUUUCCGAGGAAUUCUGUCACUGAAACUCAAUGAAACCAAACGGCGACGUUUCAGCUCAGCGAGACAGAGACGUAGAAGAUGACGAUCCGCUAGUGUUGAACUCUUAUAAAUGGAGUUUUAUCAGUAGGUUUAGCUAUGAUGGUGUGGUUUCUAUUGUUUAUGAGCAGAUUAGCCAAACAAUCUAUUACCUCGCAAAGUCAAGUAGAUUCUUUGUUGCUUCUUCUCACAGGUACAUGAAUGACUUGUGUUUUUUCGUCAGAGGGAUUUUAUGUUUUGUUAGCAAUUUAACUGAGAGAUAUUGUUUUACUACUUGCAGGAGAUGUUCAGAGAGAUAGGGCUUGUUGUAUGUAUCCAUCUGAUCACCAAAUGCGUAGAGUUUCCUUGUCUGCAAGAAGAUUUAUCUUCCUUUCAUGUGUGUGUGUUAAAUUCAACUGAUUAUGAGCGGCUUAACCGAUCUCAGGUUUCUGGUGUCUCAACCCCAGCGGGAGUAAGGUUUUUUCAUGUCUUCCACCAAUGGUCUUGGAGUUUUCACUGCUCAACCGUUCUCUGUUCUGUGUCUUGACUUGUUGCAACAUUCCGCUUAUUUAUGUCUCAUUAAUUAACCAGUAUCAUAGUUUUGGUUGUUAAGAUAUCAAAGUUGUUUGGUUAAUUAUGUUUCAUUGCACUACCAAAAGAUUGUGUUUGUAACAAACUGAAUUGAUUCACAAUGAAUAACCAAACAAAUUUGACCCGGUCUGAAUUAAAAUCACGAGAAAGGUGUUAUGUAUGAGGCCCGUAGGCCGCCUAUUGUUUACCAAUACCGCAGGAGAGGCCCAAGUCAGAGGAAGGGAGGGAACGCACGUGUGAUCGAGUCGGAAAAGAUCUAGAGCAACACGUGAGAAGGAAUAAAGAUCUAGCGAGGUGGAUCGUUAGUAACAACCUGGAGAGAGAGAAUACAUGGGAAGACGUGACGUGUAGAUUCCUUAAGCUUUCUAUAUAUGCUAAGAGAGAAUAAGAGUUUGUUAUCGAGUGUGAAGGUCGAUCAUUUUGUGAGGAGAGAGAGUACUUCUUUAGUAAAACUCUAAACGUUGUAUUACUUAUUCUUGAAGGAAUUACAUUGCAGUUUCUACAAGUCUAAGUUCUACAUACUAGUCAUAUCAAAUUUGGUAUCAGAGCAAGACGAACCUGGACGUUUGCGAUGGCACCGAGGAAACCUGAGGACAAGGCGGUGGAGCAGACCCAACGUGACGAUGAGCGUUUGAUCGCCAUGGAGGGGAAGCUGUCCACGCUGGAGGAACGAAUGGAGGCGAAGAUGACCGAGAUGAUGAAGCUGCUCACCAUGGGUUUUGAGAAGCUCGACCUGAGGAAGGACGAUCAGAUCGGGGGGGGAAGUCCGGCGAGAUGCAGGGCUGGUUACCUCCGGUGUGAUCUCCAACCCAGGCGAGCCGAUCAAGCCAAGGGUGUAUCACGGCGAAGGAUCGGGAAAGGGAGUCAUGGAGGAACCGCGAAACUUGUUCGGAGCAAGGUUCGCGGGAGACUAUGGACCAUCAUCGGGAUCUGUCACGACACAUCCACCGCCGUGGGGAGUGUUGGAGGGCAGAGAAGGAUCGAUGGUUCGUCGGAUGGAGAUUCCGUUGUUCGACGGCGAAAGCGCGGAGAGUUGGGUGCUUCGUGUCGAGCAAUACUUUGAGCUGGGAGAUUUUACGGAGGAAGAAAAGUUGAGAGCGGUGAGGAUGAGUUUUACGGGAGAGGCGCUGCCGUGGUAUCGGUGGGAACGUAGUCGAAACCCAUUCCUCAGUUGGGAACAAAUGAAGGUACGGGUGCUAGAGCAGUUCUCGCCGGCGCAGGACACCAGUAUCGGCGAGCGACUCCUCAGCCUGCGCCAGACGGGAACGGCGCGAGCAUUUCGGCGCGAUUUCAUCGCGUUAGCGUCUAACGCACCCGAGAUCCCUGACCCAAUCCUGGAGAUGGCUUUCCUGAACGGGCUCAAACCCAAGAUCAAGGCGGGGGUUAAGAUGAUGGAGCCACGAGGGUUACAGAGGAUGAUGGACGUGGCGAUUUUGGUGGAGGAUUGGUCCGUCGGAGAAACACCGGAAGAAACAGAAGGGAUUGGGCGAGGAAGCCGUUCGUCUAAUGGACGCUUUCAGGCCCAACAAGGGAAACCGGCCCAACAAACGGUACAAGGACUAAACCCACAAAAGAGCAGGACCGGUUCAACCACAACACCGUUGAACAAUGCCGCGAACCCGAGACCUAGUCACAACCGUCUGAAGGCCCCAUUCCGUCGUUUAACACCGGCGGAGGUGGCGAAAUGGAAAGCGGAGGGCCUAUGCUACCAGUGUGAUGAAAAAUAUAGUUGGAAUCACAAGUGUCAGAAGGCGGAGUUGGUAGUGAUGAUGGUGUUGGAAGAUGGUACUGAGAUUGAUGUUACAAAUUGUUCGGUGGAAUUGGAGGAAGAAGAGACGACGGAGAAUGUUGAGAUGGCAGAGAUUUCACUAAACUCUUUAGUCGGAAUCUCGUCACCACGUACUAUCAAGCUACGGGGGACGGUGAAGGACAAGGAAGUAGUGGUGCUGAUAGACAGCGGGGCGUCCCACAAUUUCAUAUCUAAAGCAGUGGUGGCGGAUUUGAAUUUAGCAACUGAUACGACGCGGGGCUACAAUGUACUCACCGCCGGUGGUAUCACGAUCAGGGGAGAUGGGCUUUGCGAUGACCUUGAGCUGAAGUUGCAGGGGUGCACGAUCGUUUCAAGUUUUUUACCAUUAGAGUUGGGAAGUGCCGACGUAAUUUUGGGAAUGCAGUGGCUUGAGACAUUAGGCGACAUGAAGGUUAACUGGAAGCUGCAAACCAUCAAAUUCAAGAUUGAGGGAGCGAAGUAUACAAUGCGAGGAGACCCUAGCCUUUGUUGUUCCGCGGCAUCUCUCAAGUCCAUUUUGAAGUCAAUCCAACAUGACGGAGAAGCAAUGUUGGUCGAGUAUAAUGGAGUGCAGUUGGUGGAGAGCUUGCAAGGAGACAUGACUACGGGACCACCUCCGUUACAGGACAUGUUGGAAGAAUAUGGAGACAUCUUUGCGGAGCCUGAAGGACUACCACCAUCACGGGGAAGAGAACAUGCGAUAGUGCUGAAAAACGACGCUGACCCCGUAAGUGUGCGAUCCUUCCGGUACCCGCAAGCACAGCGAGAGGAGAUAGAGAAGCAGGUAGCUGCAAUGCUCGCAGCAGGAAUCAUCAGGGAUAGCAACAGUCCGUUCUCAAGUCCGGUCCUGUUGGUCAAAAAGAAAGAUGGAAGUUGGAGGUUUUGCGUGGAUUACCGAGCUUUGAAUAAAGCGACUAUUGCUGAUUGCUAUCCCAUUCCCAUGAUAGAUCAGCUGCUAGACGAGUUACAAGGAGCGGUGGUGUUUUCCAAAUUGGAUUUGAAGUCAGGCUACCACCAAAUCUUGGUAAAGGCGGAGGACGUGCAGAAGACGGCGUUUCGCACUCAUGAUGGGCAUUAUGAAUUCCUUGUAAUGCCCUUUGGGUUGUCCAACGCGCCGGCUACAUUCCAGUCACUUAUGAACGAGGUGUUCAGAAGCUAUUUGAGGAAGUUUGUCCUAGUGUUCUUCGACGACAUUCUUGUUUACAGUCGGUCAGAAGGGGAACACGAGGAGCAUCUGAGGGCGGUGUUGGAGUUGUUAAGGACUCACAAGCUCUAUGCUAACAGGAAAAAAUGUGAGUUCGGGAGUUCAAGUAUCGAAUAUUUGGGGCAUAUCAUCUCCAAAGAUGGUGUCGCAGCAGAUGAGGGAAAGAUACGCGCAAUGGUCGAAUGGGCGGAGCCUAAGACAGUGAAGGAGCUGCGGGGGUUUCUUGGCCUCACUGGUUAG
Brassica napus (rape) is the source of this 4140-nucleotide messenger RNA. RefSeq lists its product as uncharacterized. Lineage: Eukaryota; Viridiplantae; Streptophyta; Magnoliopsida; Brassicales; Brassicaceae. Bases 1774 to 4140 code for a protein of 788 amino acids. The transcript has a single exon. The record is from RefSeq and is a predicted model, not a curated record.